Colletotrichum scovillei is the source of this 4924-nucleotide messenger RNA. RefSeq names its product tetraspanin. NCBI's taxonomy places the organism in Eukaryota, Fungi, Ascomycota, Sordariomycetes, Glomerellales, Glomerellaceae. The coding region runs from base 1968 to 3188 and encodes 406 amino acids. The transcript is spliced from 4 exons. The record is from RefSeq and is a predicted model, not a curated record.
AUCAGAUGGCGCUUGAUCAUCGGCCUCGAUUGGCUUCUAGCACCUGGACUGCCCACUAUCAUGCCCGGUAUCUUCAUGCCUGCCUGGCAAUCGACUGCCAAAACGGUGCCCGACGUUUUUUUCCGAUGGCACUCUGGGACCGACAAUGCUCUCCAUGGCUUCAAGUUGGAGAAUCCGAGCUCAAUCAUUCCAUCAUUUCUUUAACAAUGUCGGACGACGCUUCGAGCAGUAAAUACAACCAAUCAGACCUGAAGGACACUUUCAAUUCGGGGGUAUUCGAGGAGAAACCAAGAUUACGACGAUACCACCCGAGCUCCCUGACGGCAGCGUCGUCAGCGUUCCAAUCCAAGCCGGUUCUCUCACCAGAAUCAUUCUCCACCUCGGCGACUCUUUACCGGCUGGGCAUCUUGGGAGCCGGGCGGCAUCUGGAAACAUUCAUUCAGCCUUGUGGGUCCGCCCAUGCUGCAAGUUGGAGCUCCUCCGCGGCUGUCGUUUCCGCCCCCAAACCCCUUGCUACCUAUGCCCCUAGGCCUCGUGGCAUAGGUAUCCUUCUGCCUCCAACCUCGAUUGAACGCCAAGGAGCUCGUCAACUAGGUACUGGCCUCAGCUGGGUGGCCAUACGGUGUACGGAACAUCUCUGAAAAUGUUAGGCAGAGUUCUGCGCGUCCCUCCUCCAAUACAACCCCACGCUUGUUCCGGAGACUAGCUAGCUAGCUGCUUGUUAGUCACCACAGCACAUGGAUUCGUCUCGCCAAAGUUAGUAUCGACCAGCAAGAAUUACUCGGCUGCGGUGCCCCUCUGUCUCAUAUCAUAAUUCUCGGCUCUCCGGUGUUAACUUUGCACAUCUAGGCCUCACCAUGUUUGACUCACUCGAACUCGCAUUGACAAGCUCUCCGCCUCGGUGGGUUGUGUCCUCUAAGGACCGUCGCUUCAGGCAGCAGACAGGUACAACUCAUCAGCAUCGGGCCUGAUACCUACCUCAGGUAGCAACAUAUCGGCCGACGGAAAGGCCUUCAGGCGGGCGAGACCGUUUGGAGAUGUCUCAGUCUUAUUCCUCUCUGCGGCCGCAAACGAUAGAAUGAGCCUGGGGAUUGAACGCAUUCCUCACCACCAUUGGCAGGCGAACCAAAUGCAGCUCGGAGGGUUAUUGACCUGGCGAAGUGCGUGCGAAAAAAAAACCACCAUCGAGAAGGCUAACGCAAACGCACGGAGCACUACUGCAAGGGUAGCAGGCAUCUCGAUGGGGCCAUGGAGGAGUCUGGACAGCUAGACUACUUCCCGAAAGCUGCCUCCCUGCCGCUGGCGUCAUCAUCAGCUUACCCUACACUCCCUCAAAGACUGAUUGAUGCGCGCGAGGAGUCUGCCUGACUGCCUGUAUGCCUCCCUCGUCACCAGGAAGAGAGCGAGGAGGUUGGAGUCGGAUCCAUCGUCCGACACACCGCCAAAAGGCUGUACGUGGACAGCGCGGCACCGACAGAAAAAAAAAAUCAGUUCUGUCGUGUCAUUUGAUGGACGAGUGCAUGGGAUAGAGUCAAGACAACACACCUCGCCUUCGAUACUCGGGUCAGAAAUAGCUGGAAGAACGUUGGAUCGGCAUUGGAGGGUUGCGGGAUGGGCGGCCUGCGCCUCCGUGAAUGCGGUCGCUGGUCGCACGGCAUGCGGGGUCCUACGGUCUCUCGCAGAUUCGCACACACACACUUCCUCUGUUUCUUCUCUGGAUGGCACACUGACACACUGGUGUUGGGCCUCCAGCAUUUGUGUGUCCAUCUGGUGCUACCCGGCGGCAUCCAGUCAUCCAGGGUCCCAAGACCAGAUUCACCCAGUCUGUAGAGAUGACUGGUCCCUCGUACGAAAGUGCCUCCAGCCUAUGGCGUGCUGGAGCUUGAGGGAAUAAGCUUCUCGGAGGGUUGGGCCAUGACGUCGAAAGACUGCGGCAAAGUCCUUUGGGGAAGAUUUGGGACGACUGGAUGCCGUCUGGCGUCGGUGCUUGUGGGCGCUUGCUCGCUGCCAACGCUGCUGGUGCCGCAAAUGGGCAUGUUCGAUUUUGGCCGCAUCAAGCAGCUUCCCACCCCAGCGCAGCGAUCGGCACCUUUGGGUCCCUUGGGGUCCCCUUGGAGGGGCGCCACACCCUCCCUCUUCCCAUUUUUCUUCUUCCUAACUCUCGCCCUCUUUCUUUCGUCUACUACUUAUUCACAUGUGAAGCCAAACGCCUUCUCAUCAAUGUUCAUACACUGAUUGCUAAACAAAUUCCACUCCAACGGUCGGAAGCGAUCUGGUGUUGUUGCGCGCUUGUUGGUCGUCAAAAGCUCAUCAUGGGGGUCAAUCCGGGCGUCGUGUUUCUACUGAUCUGCAUCGGACUGCUGACGACGGCCAUCGUCGUUCACGUAACGAGCACCAAUCUCGCCCUUCCCAUUUCGCCAUUCUUGUCUCUGCUUCCGAUUCUGCUACCUAUCCUUGGCACUAUCAACGCAUUUUACUACCCGCGCCUGCUAUUCAAUGCGAGCAACUCUCUCGCUCGGACCGAGCAGCUGUUUCCUACCAUCAUCCAGACACUUCAAGGCAUCUUGACCACCGCUGUCGCCGUUAUCUUGUUGCAAACCGCUCUUCCCGGCGAUGGUCUAAACUGCGCCCUGUCCACUAGCUGGCAGCGCAUGUUUGUCGCCAAGGAUGAGUCGACCAUCAGGCGCAUCCAGGACAGCCUUAAUUGCUGUGGUCUGAACAGCGUCAAGGAUCGCGGUUGGCCAUUCGGUGCUAAUGCCCAGUGUGCCGAGAUCACUGGUCGCGAUACCGCCUGCAUCGGACCGUGGAGGGACGCAACGGUGCGGAAUUCCUCCAUCGACUUGGGCAUCGUCAUCACCGUUGGUGUGCUACAGGUUCUGACGCUGCUCUUUAUGCAGAGUGCCAGCAACUGGAGACACGCAUGGUGGGCGCAACCCUGGAGCCACCUCUCAGAGCGUCCGAUCGAAGAGCGCCAGCGCAGACCUCUUCUCACUGCUACCAUCUCCACACACUCAGCGCAUGACAGUGGUGAGGAAUCUGAAGACAUUGUGAGAUACAGCGACCUGAACCCGCAUUAUGGCACCACGGGAGAGGGACAACGAGGCCGUAUUCGCACUGGAUCCAGCAGGAUUGAGCCCUCUUCGCUCAGAAAUGUCGAAAAUGCCGAAAACGCACGGAGAGACGAGUAAUUUUCAUGCGUCACACCCUCAUCGAUCCAAAAGUCUCUGCACCUUACCAACGACGACACGACUCUCUUUCAAAAAUCAUUCUACCUUCUUUUGCAUUGCGAGCGAGAAUGGUUUGCUACCUGGGAUUUGGAAGCCGGGGGACAGUUCGGCGGAGUUCGGGUUUGGCCGGUUCGUGCUUUAGUGGCCAUAGUCCUUUUUUGCUAGGAGGGUUCCCUUGUCUGCUUUUUCUUCUUUGGGGUUGGCUUAAAUAACUAUUGGAGUUGGUUCGAAAUUUCGUUCAUUGACGCCGCUUGUUUUGACAUGCCUGCGAGUAAAAGAGCUAGAUCACGGCCUGCCAUUGCGAACCUGAGGUCGAUAAUGUAAGCGGAUUACCGGGUCGAAACGACGGGACACCGAUGCGAAGGAAACUCUUACCGAAUAGGAGCAUGCCGUUUCGCCAGUGCCUCCAAGAGGUCUGGUCUCGGUUCCAGCCCGCCGAGUCCCACGAACACCUUGCGUCCAUCUACGCUCGCCUUCUCUGCUGCGUUAGCGAUUCUGGCGACGGUGGAAUGGAAGAGUUCUGAGUCGUAUUGUCCUGGGAUUCCGAGCCUGCAAACCACACGUCAGCUUCAGUCUCGAAAUGUCAUAGAUCGGUCAUCUUCUACGGCGGAAUGAGGGCUGACUUACUCCAUGCAGAGAUCUGCGCAGCCGAUGAACAAGGCAUCGAUGCCCGGCACGGCGGCGAUGGCUCUGUGAUCUCGUUAACGCCAACAACUUCCACAUGGGAAUCUUCCCCCGUUGCGUGAGACUGCGGGCACUGACUCUACGUUUUCGACACCUUCUUUGGUCUCGAUCAUGGGAAUGAUGAGGACCUCGUUGUUGACUACCUCGGCGAUGGCCGCGUAGGAUAGCGUCGUCGUGUACUGGGUCAUUGCUGUGACCAUGGUGACGGAGCGGUGGCCCUACAAAUUUGCCUCUUACGUGUAAGCUCACUGUUUUUUAUCGUGGAAGUCAUCCUUUGUAGGCAGACGUCUGGGAAAGGGCAACGUACCAAGGGUGGAAACUUUGAUGCGCUGACGCACAUUUCCGCUUGCUCGACGGUGUUUACGUGCGGUACGAUGAUGGAUUGGGCCCCAGAGUCGAGGCAGCGGGAGAUCCAUUCCGGGGCGCACGUUGGUACGACUACGGUCGGUGUGAUGCUUUUGUUUGCCAUGGUUAGUAACGUACGUCAUGGUCGGUUCCUCUGACUGGCCUUUACCCGACAUUCAGACAGGAGACGGCGAUAUCUUUCAUGGUCUCCAUGCUCAUGGCCAUGUGCUCGAGGUUCAUGAGCACGGCCGAGUAGCCCGCGCGCUUGGCGACGAGGGGCAUCUCGGUGGAGAAGGCGACGCGGAGGCCGAAGGAGUGGGCGAGUCUGUUCUGGAGCAUGAGGUUCUUGACGAGGUUUGGGCGGCAGGCUUCGCGGGCGAGGGCGAGUUGCUGCUCGUGGGUUGCUGGUGAGGACAUGUUGAACCUUGAAGGGUUCGAUUGUGUGGACGUUGAUCAAGGGAGGACUCUGAUGUCUCGGGAAUGUCAAGAUACUGGGGAAAUUGGAUCUCGGGAGGAUGAUGGUGCUUGAAGCUUUGUUUGAUAGUGUUAUGGGUAGGUUUACUUGCCCAAAGAAUGGUAUCGAGAACGUCAGCAGCUUGCGUCCGGAUGCUGUGAGUUGUAAUGGUUUUUGACAAGCUUGAGACGGUCCUGACUUACACCACCCCGCC